This is a messenger RNA of Puccinia graminis f. sp. tritici CRL 75-36-700-3, 600 nucleotides long. RefSeq lists its product as uncharacterized. Bases 1 to 600 code for a protein of 199 amino acids. The transcript has a single exon. The record is from RefSeq and is a predicted model, not a curated record. NCBI's taxonomy places the organism in Eukaryota, Fungi, Basidiomycota, Pucciniomycetes, Pucciniales, Pucciniaceae.
AUGAGGCCACAGGCGCAAGGAGCUGUGACUUCGGAGCUAGGAAUAUCCCCGGCGUUGAUCAACUCUAGAGCCGCAUCCCUAGCCCUAGAGACCUUGUCGAAUCAAUCAACUCCAGUACUGCGCCCGGUUGAACACAAGACUUUUGCGGUCCAUACGAGUACCGCGACAAACCUGACGAUUCAAUCUCCGAUCCCUCGUCAGUUAAAUCAGAACCCAAUCCCAACUUUGAGCCCCUCGCCAGCUCCGACAGGUCAGGUUGACAUAAUAGUCAACAACCAGGACCUAGAAGUUUUCAUCAACCUAUUCAACAACCAAUGGCUGAUGUUAAUCCAAGCAAGGGACAACAACAACGUUCCCUUGAUGCGAGCCGCCCUCACCCAAGCUAUAUCCAGCCAGGGAGUGAUCAGGGAUUUGGUGGGAGGCAAGGAGAUGUUAAGGAUCUGCAAGAGAAGAGCUAGCGGACUUGGAAAGAUCCCAGCAAGCGAACCCCACGCCACCGGUCCCACGCCUAGCUAUAACUCAAAGAGCCCACUCUCACACCAUGUGAGCCUGGGUCUCAAUAGUGACUGCAGGACACAAGGUUUUGGGGGGCACUUUUAA